Messenger RNA from Eublepharis macularius, 3837 nucleotides. It is a transcript of the gene ATF6B, whose product is annotated as activating transcription factor 6 beta. The record is from RefSeq and is a predicted model, not a curated record. NCBI's taxonomy places the organism in Eukaryota, Metazoa, Chordata, Lepidosauria, Squamata, Eublepharidae. Gene Ontology annotation, molecular function: RNA polymerase II cis-regulatory region sequence-specific DNA binding; DNA-binding transcription factor activity, RNA polymerase II-specific. The transcript has 16 exons. Gene Ontology annotation, biological process: regulation of transcription by RNA polymerase II; endoplasmic reticulum unfolded protein response. Gene Ontology annotation, cellular component: nucleus. The coding region runs from base 11 to 2062 and encodes 683 amino acids.
UGGAAGGAAGAUGGCGGCGUUGGCUUCGGAGCUAAUGCUUUUGAGCGACUCAGGCCGCUUCCGCGCGGAUAAUUUGCUUAGCAGCGAGGACUGGGAUACGGGCCUUUACAGCUGCCUGGAGGAUGACAGAGAUGUGGCAGCGGAACUUUUCCCCUGUCUGGAACGCAGUGUUGUGGGUGCUGAGGGAGAUCAUUGCCUGUUCAGUGAUGGGUUUGAUCUGGACAUGGAAACGACUCCCCCAGACCCUCCUUGGGACCCACUGCAUGACACCCUCUUUCCAGAGCUGCAGGUAAAGUCUGAGCCAGUCUCCCCAGCCUCAUCUCAUUGCUCUGAUUCGUCUGCUGUAUCUUCCUCCUCCUCUUCUUCCUCAUCUGCUGAUUUACCGGGGCAGGCCCAUAGCCCCGCUGAUGUGGUUGGGGUGAAGACAGAGAACCCUCCUACCCCACCAUGCAUGUUUGGAGAUGUCCUUUCACCUCCCUUUGGCACUGUACACAUCAAUGUUGUCCCAGCACCCGACACAGGGAAAGCCGUGGCCCCCAACAAAGCAGAGAACAUUCUCAGCCGAAAGCCCCCCAUUCAGCCUAAGCCAGUUGUGGUAACCACUGUGCCAGUACAGCCAGCAGCUGCUGCCAGCAAGACUAUCUUACUGCAGCCUGUCCCUGUAACCCAGUCGCAGACGAUCAACCCUGGGAUUGCAGUGAUUUCCCAGUCUGAUCUGCUGCACCUCCCAGUGUCUGGCCUUAUCAAGGUGCAGUCCCCUGUGAAGGAAGGUCUCCCAGCAAAGCCAGCUCCUUCCGUCCCCAAGCCGGAAGCCAAAACCAUUGUUCCGGCACCAACGCAAAUAGGUUCCUGCAGCCCAGAGAUUGAUAUUAAAGUGUUGAAAAGGCAGCAGCGAAUGAUUAAGAACCGCGAGUCGGCUUGCCAGUCACGGAGGAAAAAGAAGGAAUACUUGCAGGGGCUGGAGGCCCGGCUGCGGGAGGCCCUGGCAGAUAACGAGAGGCUGCGGCGGGAGAAUGCGCUCCUCCGAAGGCGGCUGGACUGUGUCCUCAAUGAGAAUGGAGAACUGAAAUUUGGCUCUGGGAACCGGAAAGUUAUCUGCGUCAUGGUGGUGCUGCUUUUCAUAGCCUUCAAUUUUGGGCCCGUCAGCAUCAGCGAGCGAAAAGUAGCAGAUGUUGACCCACCCAGGAAGGAAGUGGAGGUUGGUCCUAGCCAGAGGCACCUUCUAGGCAUCACAGAGGAGUCUCUGGAAUUUGCAGAGGAGGAGCUGCCUGAGCAGCAAGAGGAGACCCCGGCCAGGCCUGGAAAGACACAGUUCCGGAACUUGUCUGCGCCCUUCUCUGACAUGAAGGACCUUAUGCUGAGGGACUUGGACAAGCUGUUCCUUGCUUCCGAUUGCCGCCAGUUCAAUCGCACUGAGUCGCUCAGGCUGGCAGAUGAGCUUAGCGGGUGGGUCCGAAGGCAUCAGAUCAAUGGGAGGAAGCCCUCGCAGUCACGAAAAGCAGCACAAGCCAGCCAGGGGAAAAGCAAGGAAAGGAAGCCCCUGAACCCUUCCCACUACGUCCCUGCCAGCCCCCCCAGGCACACUGAGAGGGAUCCCCUGAGCCAGCUACAGGUGUAUCAGCAUCCUGACCACAAGGAGCAUGAUUUCAUGGAUGCCAUUGAUCGGCGAGAGGAUACCUUCUACGUGGUGUCGUUCCGCAGGGAUCAUUUACUGCUCCCUGCCAUCAGCCACAACAAAACCUCUCGUCCAAAGAUGUCACUGGUGAUGCCAGCCAUGGCCCUCAAUGAAAGCCUGUACAAUUCCUCGCUGGGCUACGAGGUGAUGAUGCAGAUUGACUGUGAGGUUAUGGACACUCGCGUCAUCCACAUCAAGAGCUCUACGGUGCCCCCCUUCCUGAGACGCCAGGAUGCCACCCCCGAUAACCGCACUCAACCUUCCCCUCCGGCCUUUUCUGGACGAAUGACCCGCGCAGCUUUGCGGUCCCAUCGCCCCACCUUGUCCUCCUCAACCAGGCGGCAACCCCAUCGCACCCUGUACCUGGGGGAUCACGCCGGGGGCUAGCUCAGCCCUCCAAGGGAACAGUGAAGAGAACUGUGACUAAAAUGAGAGAGCCCUACAGCCCUUCAGAUGGUGCCCCGUCCUGCUGGGGAAAGGGGCACAUCCACUCAGUGGAACUUUGCUUGUGUGAGAGAUGGGCAUAUCCAUUCAUGCAAGCAUCCAUUGCAUGGGAUGGCGGGAUCGAUUUCCUCAGAGACAUGUCUGUCUUCCCCAUCCUUUACCACCGCCACCCCUUUCUUGGGAAACUGCAUACCUAAUUUGCUGCUGUCUCCGGGAUGGUCAGUGAGGGUUUUCUCCUGCAGUUAGGUGCCCUUCCCUUAACUAGGAUGUGGCCCCAGUGCCAUGCUGAAGAGAGAAUCUGUGUCUUUACUGUCCUCUGGUGGCUGAGACAGAGCUGUGCAUUUGAAGGAGGGUGAGGGGAGAGGGCUGUUUUAUACUGCUGUUUGCAAUCUGUGUUUGUGUGUCUGUGUGUAUCUGUGUGUGAGAGAGAAUUAGAGGGAGCAGAGUUCCCUCUCCAUACUUAAUACAAAGAGGGGUGUGCUCAUGUACACAUGCUGCCCUUCCCAGGCCCCGAGUCGCUUUGAUCGCACUUAGACCUGCCCCUUGGAGGUUCUUUUGGGUUUUUCCCUAAUUCUUUUUUAAAAAAAAAAUAAAUAGAGCUACAAAUAAAACAGAGAUGGGAUCCCAACCUUCUUGUCUAUCCUUUUUGUUUUGGCAUUGCAAACAUCAUAAAAGGAGACGUUCGGUACAGGUAAACAAGAGUUGUGCUCAGUUAAAAUGGGUAGCCAGCAGCAGCUGGAAGAAACGUCACCUGCACCAUUAAUCUGUGGUCAGGCCCACUGUUACAAAAAGUAAUAAUAAACCCAAACCCAUUUGGGGAAGGAAAGAAUCCACAAUGAAUGUGGUUUUCUUAAGAUUGCUUCCUCUCUUAGGGGAGGGGGCAGUGUCUUGUGUUACAUCCUCUACCUGCUAAAUUUUUACCCAGCCUUCCUUCCAAGGAACUCAAGGCAGAAUACAUUCGUUCUCCAUCAUUUUAAUCCUGUGGGGGGAGUUCAAGUUGAGAAGGAGAGAGGCCAAGUGGCCCAAGGUCUCCUUGUGAGCUUCCAUGACAGAGUUGGAACUGGAUCCUGUCUCGAACCCUAGUCCAAGAUUUUAACUGCUACAGUGCACAGGCUGCCAGGUUCAGUUGAGACCUUGGAGAGCUGUUGUGUUUUGGGAUGGACGGUGGUUGAGUAGCUGGACCCGUGGUCUGACUCGGCAUAGGCAACUUCAUCCUUGGCUCAAAGUAGAGGUUCUAUUCUUCCACUGUGUCUGGAGGACAAAGAACUUGGCUGUUGUUUCCAUGCCCUGGUCGUGGGGCUUCUUCAAGGCACCUGCUUGGCUGUGAUUGGGAACAGAGUGUUGCUGGAUCUGAUCCCGCAAGCCUUUGCUUAAGCUUUGGUCUGUGAAUCUCAACAGGGCUUGAGCUGUGAAUCUGAAAAUGGGUGAGCUGCUAAGGUUGGACUAGUCCAGUCUCCUGACGUGAGGUGGAAUGUCCUACAUAAGUAGAAUGUAGUGUGAAAUUAGAGAUAUUGGCAAACUCGUUGCUAUGGAGUUCAAUUGAUUUAUUACCUCCUAUGUUUUAUGGCCUCUUCCAGUAACAUGAAGCCCUCUCAGUUUGAGUCUGCUAUACCUGCUGGCAGCUUAUACCAUAUGUUGGUAUGACUGGGUCUUAAAAGCCUGUCCUGAAGAAUUUCCUUGUUUCCUCCUCUCGAUUUAAAAAUAAAGUUUUAAUGGCA